GGUGCGUGGGUCGUUCUAAAUUAAAAAAAUAAAGGAGGUAUAAAGUUUCCGAUAUGGGAUACCCUCACCCAAACAAUAAAGGUGUGUUCACACGCACCCGAAUUGACCCUACCUCGUUUCACCUCAUUUUUUUUUUUUUAUGACUUGCCAUAUCCGAUAACACUAACUCUUGCUUGCUUGACUAUUGCUGCUAAUUGUCGUCAUCUUCAUAUCUAUUUACCAACAUUCCCAAAAGCAGUAAUUGCCAUGUCGACGACAAUGUACAUUAUCAAUAAUAAUGAUAAUAAAAAAAAAACUCUCCUUCUCUCUCUCUUAUAUUCUCUCCUCUCUCGGGUCUCACUCUCUUUUGUUGAUCUACCACACAACUUCUACUUGCCAAAUCUGACUUCUAAAAAAACCUUAUUGUCCCCUCUUGAGCCUUUUUUUUUUUUUUUGUACACGGGAAAAAAAACUUUUCACUCUUUUCUUUUUUUGAAAAUUACCUGCCAUGAAUAGACUCAUUACCCGAUCCUUGUCUACAUUAACCCGUGUUCAAACCACAAAGGCACCUGCUGCUAUUGGACCUUAUGCUCAGGCUAUCAAGGUCAAUGGCAUGGUAUAUACCUCAGGCUCCCUCCCUGUGAUUCCAGACACUGGCGAGAUUAUCGCAGGUGGCAUCACAGAGCAAACCCACCAAAGUUUAACUAAUAUGGUUGAGGUAUUAAAGGCAUCAGGUUCAGGUGUGGAUCAGGUUGUCAAGACAACGGUUUUCUUAAAAGACAUGAAUGAUUUUGCAGCCAUGAAUGCUGUCUAUGCAAAGUUCUUUGUUCAUCAUCAGCCUGCACGUAGUGCUGUACAGGUAGCUCGUCUUCCCAAAGAUGUGGAUGUUGAAAUUGAAUGUGUUGCUGCAACUCUCUAGAAUAGAUAAAUUCUACACCUUUUUUAUUAUUAUUAUUAUUAUUAUCCCCCACUUUUAAAUAAUAUAAGUAGCUCCACCACUCUGUUAGGAGAGGGAU
Molecule: messenger RNA, 995 nt
Organism: Mucor mucedo
Lineage: Eukaryota; Fungi; Mucoromycota; Mucoromycetes; Mucorales; Mucoraceae
Product: endoribonuclease L-PSP
Exons: 5
Coding region: 488-898 (136 amino acids)
Cellular component (GO): cytosol
Molecular function (GO): deaminase activity
Source: RefSeq, a predicted model, not a curated record